CGUGCCGCAGUAACAGCAAAAUGUUGGUAACGAUGUGUUUGUGUCGGUGUUGCAAUGGAUUGUUUGAAGAUGAUCUAUGCCUUGCAGAACACAUCCGUGAAUGUGACGGUGACGCCUUUAAGUCUCCUGCACAGCUAUUUGCUUGUGAAAGGGACCGUUUCCUGGCUUUGGUUGCUUCUUCUAUUUUACCUUCUGAAGAAUUUGAAACGAUACGCUUGGCAGCAAACGAAUGUUGGCAAACGAAGUCGUCUGCUAGCCAACAUGCGAAUAAAGGUUCUGAUUUACCAGAAUUAAGCAAGUUAGUAUCGGAUAAUCUUUGUUUUUUAAAUAGCAGUGAAGAUGUUUGCUUAGAAGCAAAGCAUGGAGGAAAAGAUGUUUCAGUGGAAGAAUUUGAAGAAUUCAAAAGUGGGAGUGAAUCUGAGGGACUUGUAUUGGAAAACAGCAUGCACUGUGAAACUCAGAGUUUUAACUGUGUUGACGAACAAGUCCAAAACACUUGUUCCUUAGAUUUGUGCAAUUCAUCUGAUUCGGAAUAUAUUCAGUUCUCCUCAGAAAAAUCUGUGAAUGAUGGACUCAACAGCGUGGAGAAUUCGCAGCUAAAAGACUCAGUUUCCAAUAUGGAUAAUUCAACGUCCACAUUAUUAAGCAUUUUAAAUACAUCUGAUUUAAGAAGUACUCAGAUUACAUCAGAUUCUUGCAUAUUUUUAAACAGUUGUUCAAGUUUAGUACAGAAACCCAGAUCCACAAGCAAAGAAUCACUUGAUGAAACUGCGAAUACGCAGGUCACCAAUGAUGAAACACUUCAGAGCAAAGAAAUUUGUCAUGUUACAUCGCAGAGUGCUUAUGCUUUGCUUCAAAGCAUUGCUGCUGCUUCGGGAAUGAAACAACAACAGAGCUGCAUUGCUGAGCUUGGUGAGUCCCAGAAGAGGGAAAACUCCACAAAACAGAAACAUCUUAACUCAAGGACAGAAAAACUAGUUGAUAUCCAUCAGUCUGUUGCUUGCAACAUGAAUAGUGAAGGCAGGCCAGUGUCUCGUCAAAAAAAGACUGCCUCAGCAGGGAACAAGGCAAAGCUGGAGGCUAUGAAACAAGAGAUUUUGCCCCUUUGCACUUUGAUUCCCGUGGAUACAGAUUUACAGUUAGAAACCAAGUUCAGAUGUAAUCUUUGUGGCCAUACUUCAGUGCAUGUUGCAGUAAUGCAUAGACAUCUGCAGCAAACACACAACAAUGGAGGUGAAUUUCAGUGUGAUCAGUGCAACUACCGAUGCAACAGACGGAGUAAAAUGACUCAGCACCAAGCACGCCACUCGCAGAAACUUCUCUGCCAUCAGUGUACAGCUACUUUUGUGGACAUGUCAUCUCUAAACAGACAUGUAAUGUGCAAGCAUACUGAUAACUCUGUGCUUAAAUGUCACUUAUGUGAUUUUGUAGCCCCUCAUUCCAGCGGUCUGACAGAACACUUGCGAAAACAUACAGGAGACAUGCUGUCUUGCAAUUUCACUGGCUGUAAUUAUCAAACCCCAUAUCAGAGAGCUCUACGUGUGCAUCAACGACGCCACACAGCAGAUAAGACAUUUACCUGUAACUUGUGCAACUAUCAAACUCCAGAGUCUUACUGUCUCACUAGACACCUCAAAACACAUGAAAAAUCGCGUCCAUUUAAAUGUAGCAGCUGUUCAUUUACUGGAAUCACCAGGUAUGAGGUACUACGUCACAUUCGAAGCAAACAUUUCCAGCAAAAACGAUUUGCCUGUGAUAAAUGCAGCUUUCGUACGUCUUAUGCCAACAGCAUUGUUAAACAUUUACUUGGUCACAUGGGUUCUGCGGCAAACUUGUAUGCCUGCCCUGUUUGUCAAGAGCAGUUUAACUCCACCACUAGGGCUAAGAAGCACAUGCAGAGACAACAUGGAAGAAAUGAUAUGAAUGUGCUGGUGCUUCAAGAGCCAGUGAAAAUUAAUGUUGCGGACUACCUCUGCAUUGACAAUGGUCCUGUUAAUGAUGUUGCUGCUGUGGAAAGUGACUGUUCAGGUAUGCAGCUACCAACAAACAUUUCAGAUGGAAUACCCGAAGAUGCUGAUGUUAGUGCAUCUGUUGACCCCAUGAAGCUCAGUUUUCACUUCAGUGAUUUGGUGCCACCGCCACCAUUGCCAAGCAAUGCUGUUAGCAUCACUCGCUCCAGCUCUAUCCCAGAUCUCUUCACAUUCUCUGGAAUGACCUCCAGCAUGCGUUCUAGCUCACAGUCUGAUCUCUUGACUUUUUCUGGAAUCAACAUCACUCGUUCAAAUUCCAUGUCUGACCUGGUGUCUUUUGCCAGCAGCAUGUGUGGUGAAAGCAGUGGACCCCUUCACAUGGAUGUCAGCCUGUCCGAUGCAACAGCUCCUUCUGUGGACAUGCCAGCUUUAUCCCUGGUGGAUGGAACUCAAGUGUCACUUGGUGAAGAAACCAGGCCAGAAUCUCCAGGUGUCGUCCUUGCAAUACACUGUUCAAACUGCUCAGCCUUAUUGAUUAACGAAGAUGAUGUGGAUGCUCACAACAGAACCUGUAAUGGACUAGUCCAAAUUGUGUAGUUUCUUAAUCAUGCAUAAACCUUCUGUUUUACCUCUAUCUCUGGUACAUUUAUAUUAUGUAUCCAUUUUUUUAAAAAUCAGGUCUCUGGACAAGAAACAUUUCGCAUGGACAGGAAUGUUUGACAAUUUUGCUUUGUGCCCCUAACCUCUUUUAGUCAGCUAUUAGUAAUGCCUUCCAUCUUCCGUACUGAAAAUGUAGGCAUGGUUUUAUGGUCACCAGAUAAUUGAUAUUUUGAUCCAGUUGACCAAAAUUAUUCUAUUGAAGCCAACAUCAAUGAGCUUUAUAUUUUAGUUAUGGAAGAGGCUUGAUGUAAGACAAGAUUUAUGUCAUGGUGUAAACCUGUUUAAAAGAUGACUUUGAUAGUUCAAGUAAGGUGUUUACAUGCAAGCUGCUAUUUUUGUCUACUAUAUGAUUGCAAAAAUGUGUUACAGGCCAACUAGAUAUGAGGAAAUCUCUCCACUUUCAAGCUGGGAAACUUUAAAGAAUACCCUUUGUUACAACAGAAAUGCUCGUUCAGGGUAACUUUAAGAAAUCGGAAUGUAAACUUUCUUGGCAGACUCUGCAGUCUGGAAGCUCUCUCUAGGACAGUCAGAUUAAAGCAUACUUGUGACAUGCCAUACCUUCAUUCCAUUGCAUUUAAUACAUUCCAGCACAUUUUUUAUACCUUACUUUUGUAAAAUAUCGUAGUUGUAGUCUUGGAGAGACUGUCUCUGGUUUUUUUUUAAGUCAUGAAUUUAAAUGUAUAGCUAGCUAUACAAAUCUGUUAAUUUUCAUGGUAAAUCAGUUGAACAUUGCUUUUUUAUUAUUAAUAUUUGCAGAAGCACAGAAAAGGAUGAACACAGCAUUUUUGUCUUGCUUUUAGUACUGAGGUUAAAUUUUUACCUCAACUUGAAAUGCUUGUUAUGCUCAAGUAGCGAUCUUAAAAGACAACAUGAGUGGUCAGCAAAAAUUGCUGGAAAUAGAGCAUAAAGUACCACAGAAAAAUAUUCCAGUGGUAUUUUAUGACAAAGAAGCACAAGAAGUAUAUUAAUGUUUUUCUCUUAAUCACACCUGGAUUUGUCGAUAUAGCAGGAAGUGAUGAAAGGGUAGCAUCUCAAAAAAUAGCAUCAUCUGCAUGCGCUGAAUUUGAAGAGGAAAGAUGCAAUGCUCAGUAAAAGAAGACAGAGCAGGACACAAUAUGCUGCUGCCGAAUGUUCUCUUUGAACCUCAGAUAGAGUUAGAUUGUACUCAUUUAGGAAAUUCUUUGUUCAAACCUGUCAUGCAAACUUUGUCCCCACACUGAACUGAAGAAUCUGCUCAAAACAAAAUUGAUUGUUAUCCAGUCAAGUACAGUCCAAGUACAGUCCAAGCAAGUCUUGGACUUUCAGUAAAAUGAAGAGAUCCUCUUCCCACAGCAGUGCCAACUAUAAAAAGCUGAGCUGCUAAAACCAACAACAAUUGCUGGUAAAAAGCUUAAACAAAGAUCAAGCACCAGAUGUGCAACAUCGAUGCUUUCUACACUGCUCUGAUCUACAAAUAAUGUUGUGACAGAGUCACAAACACAUUAUCAGCCAUAACAUUGUCUAGCAAAAUGCUAAAAACUGACAGUGUGAGAGCACCAUCCCAGCCUGCAAAGCUAGUUGGCUAGUAAUGGUGGUGGUACUAAAGUGGUGGAGAGGGUGCUAUUCUAGUGGGAUAAUCACUUCAGGCCCAUGUGGCCGCCACUUACAAACCCACCAUGAGCCGAUGUAGGGCCCAUUUUAAGCCGAAGUAGGGUUGAGUUGGGGCCCUAUGAACUUUUGCAGAUUGGGAUUGGUGUGUGUGUGUUCGAAACAGAAAAAGAAGAGUAACAAACAUUAGGAGCUUUAAUGGGAAUGGGCAAGUAAGUAUUAGCAAAUUUAUAGCAUGGAGCUGAAUGAGGAAAAAAUAAAUUUUGAUGUGGAGAAGAUUUACCAGUCUGUUGAAUGAAUUAGGUUUUGACUUUUCAAUUCUUUUUCAAAUCUGUUGGGCUGUAUUCCAAAAUCAGCUGUUUCAUUUUCAAGGUAAAAAAUUGUAUCUUGAACAGUUUACGCUAUUUAUUAUUAUAUUCUUAGUGGCAGGUGUGAAUGGGGUAUAUCUUGAAAAUUAGGCAUAAUUAUGUACUCACAUUUGGGGAAUUGUUUUAAAAUGAUCAUAAAGAAAAAAUGUUGCAUGGGUUGUCCUUUAAAAGGCUUUUCAUGAUAGAAUAAUUUGUUAAUACCAAUUCAACAAAUGCAUUGUUUUGAUGUUAGAGUACUGAUGCUUGAAAACAUUCCAAUUUACAGAAUAAAGGUUUUCAAAAUUA
Pomacea canaliculata is the source of this 4870-nucleotide messenger RNA. RefSeq names its product zinc finger protein 236-like. Gene Ontology annotation, molecular function: RNA polymerase II cis-regulatory region sequence-specific DNA binding; DNA-binding transcription factor activity, RNA polymerase II-specific. Gene Ontology annotation, biological process: regulation of DNA-templated transcription. The transcript has 5 exons. Bases 21 to 2567 code for a protein of 848 amino acids. The record is from RefSeq and is a predicted model, not a curated record. Lineage: Eukaryota; Metazoa; Mollusca; Gastropoda; Architaenioglossa; Ampullariidae.